GAAUUGGAACAAGACAAAUCCGAUCUCGAUACAAAAGCUCCCGAAAUUCAAAAUCUUCACCAAGAAGUCUCACAGGAACGUGAUUCUAUACGAAAUGAACUGUCGGAACGAAUACAAUUUAUUAAGGAGCAAACAAAUACAAUCGAGUCACUCGAGAAGUCCAAUAGUGAACAAAGGGAUGAGAAUUUCAAUUUGAAGGGACAACUGGAGAGUAUGAAAUCCAGUUUGCAAGAUGGCAUGCACAAAAUUCAUGCUUUGGAAUGUUUUAAUAAGGAAAUUGGUGAACGAGUCUCUUUGGCCGAAUCUUCCUUGAACACCCAAAUUGGCAACCUCAAACAAAUCUUGGGAGACGAUCAGCCUUUUAACAAAUUGACAAUAACCGAAUCCGCUGAUUUCAUACAGGACAUUGUCCACAAAGUCAAAACCAUCGUCGACUCGAAUUGCAAUCUCGUUGGAGAAGUCGACGGCCUAAAAAUCAACUUGAGCGCCAUGUCGCAAAAAGUCGAGGAUUUGGAUAAAUUGAACACCAUCAGCAAAACGGAGAUCGAAAAUGUCACUAAAGAGUUGGACAAGACGACGAGGAGUAUGCUGGAUUUCCAGAGUUUAUCAGAGAAAUACAGAUUGAGGAUUGAGGAGUUGUCCAAAGUGCAAGAGGAUAAUGAGAGGCUGCUGCAGAAUUUGGAUGCACUAAAAGAUAGGUUGGAUAGUGAGUGUCUAUCCAAUGAGCAAAAACAGAGUGACAUCGUUGCUUUGAAUGCUUUGGUGGGUGGACAAGAUUUGCAGAUUUCGACGUUGGAUGCUUGGGUCACCGAAUUGAUGGACGCGCAAAAGGAUGACAAAAAAUGUAUACAAGAUUUGUCAAGUGCCAAGGAGCACGCACAAGCCCUAAACGCCCAAAACCAACAAGAGAUUGACCGUUUAAAUAAUUUGAUUUCCGACACAAAUCAGGAAAACACGAAUUUGCGCACGCAAUUGUCGCAAAUCCAAACCGAUAACAAACAACUACACGCCGACUUGGAUGCGACAACAACAGACUACAACGAAGCCAAAACGCAAAUCUUAGACUUGAACUCUAAAAUUGCACAGUUGGAGCAAAGUUUAUCAAAUCAAUAUUUGCAAAGUCAAAACGAUCUCCAAAAACUUACCGAAACUUUGAACGCCAAAACGAAAGAGCUUCAAGACAUCCUCGACGAAAAAUGUGAUCUGGCGAAAACUUACGAUAGUUUGACCAAAGAUUUUGUGGACGUCAAAAAACAGAAUGAAGACUUGACCAAAAAGUACCACGAGCUGGAUGUUGGCAGUAAACAAGAAUGCAAACAACUGAUGUGCGAAAUCAAAAUGUUGAACGACGAAAAUUUAAAAUUGCUCACGGAAAAAUCCGAGUUGUUUAGCGAAUUCACCAGCGUCCAAAACAAAUUACAAAAUGAUUUGGAUGCUUCUAAACACACCAUCGCGGAUUUGAAAAUAUCCAACACGCGUCUACAAUCUGAAAUCGAAGUUUUAACUUUAGACAAAAAAUCUUCCGACGACGAAUUAAAAUCGCGCAUCGAGGAGUUGCAAACGAAAUUGCAAAAACAAGAAAAUGAGUUACACCGAAAUUUGGUACUUGUACAAGAGUACGAGGACUACAAAAAAGUCAUCGCGCUGGAUAUCCAAAAAUACCAGGAUAAAAUCGCAUCAUUGGAAGACGAUUUGAACCCAUUUGGAGGGCGAUAAGUUCAAACUAACGUUUGAUUAUCAGGAAUGCGCAAGUAAAUUGAUGGAGACUCGUGAAUUGCACAAUGUUUUGAGCGAGACUUGGUCAAAACAAAUAAAAGACAAAGAAGACACCAUUGAUGCUCUCCAAAAUAACAUCAGUAGUUUGAGGAAGGAAAUUGAUGGUUUGAAAAGCGGUAACGGUGACUUGGAGGCACAAUUGAUAGUUUUGGGUAUAAAAUUAGAACGUGCUGAUUUGGAUAAAGGUACUUUAAGCACUCAGUGUGCAGAACUGCUAUCCAAGUUACAACGACAAGAACAACUGUUACAAGAAGAGUUGAAACAAAAAGAUAUAUUGGUCCAGGAGCAUCAGGAUAUCUUGCAAGAAAACAAAUUAGAAGUGGACAAGUACUUGUUGGAACUUGAAGAUUUAAAAACAAAAUUAAACCGGGAACAAGAUGUUAACAAAGUGUUGUUGGCAGAAAAAGAACAAAAUUUGAAACUUGUGCAAAUUUGCAACAACAGAACAAUGAUUUGUCUUCUAAAAUUGAUGAUUUCACUGCACAAAUAUCCGCAGCUGAUGUCAACUUGCACAAGUUGACAUCGGAGCAUGAUAUUUUGCUUAAGAAGUCACAAUCGGAUUUGGAAGAUAAAUUAAAUUUGCACAAGCAGAAUGAAAUUUUAUCUGAACGUCUUGAUAACACUUUGUUGGAACUAAAAUCCGUUCACCAGGCGUACGAAAGUAAAGUCCAGAAACAUGAAGAUUUUUUGAAAACUUCGCAGGAAGAAAUGCGCAAACUUCAAAACGAGAUUAAGAAUUUGGUCGCGAAGUAUAAUAAACUGCAAAAGGAUAGCGAUGACAACAUUUUGGAAUUGACUAACAAGAUAUUUGAUUUGGAAGACGUCAUCGACAACGAUAAAGUUAAAAAAGCCCAGGACCAAGAGUUACUUCAAAAUACUUGGAAAACUGUUCAAAGUAUUAAUGAUACCUUGAAACAAGUUGCGCAACAAGAUGUUGAAGUUGAAGUUUUGUUUAAAUCCAAAACUUUUGUUGAUACUGAUGACUCCACAAAUGCUUUGGCGCUGAAAGACUUGUCGGAGGAGCUAGAACGUACCAAAACCAAUAUCGAACACUUUAUGAGCACUUACAAACUUUUACUGACGGUCUCCAAAGAAAAACAUGAUUUGGAAAUCAAGUACGAAACGUUGAAGACACAAUCAGAUACAAUUUUAGCACAUAACAAGUGUUACAACAAAUUCAUCAACAAUGCAAGGAGCGACGACGAUUUACGUGUGUUGGUGGAUGCAAAUUUGGCUAAAAUUGAUUCACCACAAGUUGACUUGGCGCAAAAA
This is a messenger RNA of Ctenocephalides felis (cat flea), 3048 nucleotides long. RefSeq names its product putative leucine-rich repeat-containing protein DDB_G0290503. NCBI's taxonomy places the organism in Eukaryota, Metazoa, Arthropoda, Insecta, Siphonaptera, Pulicidae. The record is from RefSeq and is a predicted model, not a curated record.